GGCAGUUAUUGCAAGCAAGGGUUAUGCCACCAAAUAUUAAAUGUUAUUUACUUUAAGAUUAUUUCUUCCAUUACUUUUGCUCCCCUAAGAAUGCUGUGGUCUAAUACAAACAGUGAUAUGUACUUAGUUGUUCACAUCUAGAUGCAACACAUCUAGAUGUGAAUACCAGGAAAUAAAAGCUGAAAUUCUAAACUCUUGUCUCAUACUCAUCUUUUGAUCUUAAACCCAAAUGUCUUCAGUGAACAACAAAAACAAAGGAAUUUGCCUUACCGUUCCAAUACUUUUGGAGGGGACUGUAUUUACAACUUUUAGGAUACGCUGCUGUUAGGAAAUUGCGGUAAACAAACUAAACUGGACUCUGCUCAGUCCUAUUUUUGAUGUCGUCACACAGAAGUCUUGGGUUUGGAAAAGCUUUUCAAGCCUCAUCUUGACUGCACCAUGCUGAUUUUUCUUUAGAAGUUCAUUGUUUUUCAUUUCCUCAUCAUCUCCUGCUGUUUACUUACUUAUGUGAAUCCUGAGGACAAUCCGGGUAUACCAGCAAUCGCCAAAUAUUUCAACACAAAAGGGAGGUAUGAGGAAGUGAACCCGUAUCUCAGAGAGGACAUACUUGCUGUAAAUGGAUCUAUUUUGCAGCCUCCAUCUGCACAAUGUCAAGAAAUUCAUCUGACUGUGAUAAUAAGACACGGCACAAGGUACCCGACGACCAAAAACAUCAAAGUGAUGCAGCAGCUCUACAACAUCGUCCUGCACAAUGCCUCAGGCAAAGAGAGCUGGCUGCGUGAGAUCCAGACCCAGUGGAGGAUGUGGUACACCGAGGACAUGGAUGGCCGACUCGUCCAAAAAGGUGUGAACGAUCUCAAGCAUCUGGCCAUCAGGCUUUCAAAGCUGUUCCCCUCGCUGAUUUCGGAGGAGAAGCUCCGAGGUGGUUUCUUCAAAUUCAUAACCACCUCAAAGCACAGGUGUGUCAACAGCACACUGUCAUUCAAGGCAGGACUGACAGAGCUGUGGGCUAUUACAGAUAUGACUCAGGCUGCAUUUUACUUGUGUGCUUAUGAAUUUGCAAUCAAGGCGGCGAUCCCCUGGUGUCAGCUCUUUGAUGAGGAGGGUGCAAAGGUUAUGGAGUAUGCAAGUGACCUGAGGGAAUUCUGGAAAAGAGGCUAUGGUUAUGAUAUUAACAGCAAGUCGAGCUGUGCUCUCUUCCAUGAUGUGUUUAGUCGACUGGACAAGGCAGCCAGCGAAAUCAACUCAGGCCAGCAGGUGACUGAAGCCGUGACAGUCCAGGUUGGCCAUGCAGACACCCUCCUGCCGCUGCUUACCCUCCUGGGCUUCUUCAAGGACAACGUUACCCUGACUUCCACCAACUACGCCACACAGGCCAAACGCUCCUUCCGCACCAGCCACAUGUUACCCUAUGCAGCCAACUUACUCCUGGUGCUAUACGACUGCGGGGGAGGCGACCUGAGGCUGCAGCCGCUGCUCAACGAGAAGCCUGUGACUUUCCCCGGUUUGACUGACCAGCGGGCUUCCAUACCGCUCUAUCAAGACGUCAGAGGGCACUACAGUGAUCUACUCAAAGGCUGUGACUUUGAGACUGAGUGUCAGCUGUUCAAGCAUCCUGCUGAAGUUUAGACAGACAGGGCAGAUUCUGGAAAAGAAGGCAGGCAUUAUAGUGCCUUUAAUGUUUUAUUUGCAAAAUAGAGUGAGAACUGUGGUGUGGGAGCAUCUUAGUCUGAACGCUUCUCCUAAACCAUCACUGUUUGACAUUCUCCUUAAUCUAAACAAAGCAACAAAUAAGCAUUUUCUCCUUUUGUCUUAAGCCUGAGAAAAGGCAGGUUUAAUGUCUCUGAAACACCCCAUGAUCCUAGAAUUUAAUUUCAACUUUACCUCUACCAUUACAGUAUUACUACUGCUAUAUUGCUUAUUUGUGCAAGGUUUCUUUUCAUUAUUGCACAACUUAGAGCCGGAAUUAAAGACUUUAUAUUUGCAGUAUACACAUAUAUGUUCCCCAUAGGAAUUCUUUCACAUCCAUAUUCAUCACUUUGCUGUUUUCUGAUUCUCACCAAACACUGAAACAUUUCCCGAAGUGAAGUGUGUUGCCAUUUGUGACUGAUGUUGCUUCAACCAAAAUUAGUUAUCCUUUGUUUUAGAGUGUGAUCAGUAUAGAUGAUGAGAAAUUUGGCUGUGUGUUUAUUAAAUCACACAUGCAUUACAAAUCAUUUUAACUUUCUGGUAAAAAAUAUAUUUAGCAGAGCUGCUUGUGGCCAUUUUGGUGCCCUGGGCCAGACAUCCACUGGCUACUAAUAUUUUACUUUAAUUCAGCUUUAUUCAAUUUCACUCACUUCUGGUCUAUUGUCAUGUCAUCAACCGUAGACCCUUAGUGUCUUUAACCACCCUUCACAUCCUAGACUGUCUCUGUCAUUUCUGGUCUGAGUGUCAGAUACAAACAUUCACAGUAUCUGAUUUUGCUUACAGUAUGGAAAUCCUGACCAUUUUCAUUUCUGUAUUUAUUAAAAUGACAGGUCUGAAUUGAAAUUAGUAAGGCAAUUUAAGAAAACACUCUGCCUCGUAGCUUUACUUAAAUCAAUUCUUGUAAUUAUGUAUAGUUUUUAGUCUUUUGGGUACCACUUUCUAAUAAGGCACCUUUACACAGGGUUUGUAAGUUGUACUAAUGGUUAACUGACCAUUUACAAAUUAUUUGCAUAUCUGUUUAAAAAGAAAAUCUUUUGGUUUUACAGAUUGUCCAAAAUCAAUGUACUUAUUAACAUUUCCAACUGCAAAACAGAUAGAUUAAAACCCUUCAGUGAUGACUUAUAUUAUGCAGACUUGCUCAUCAUGUAAAAUGAUUACCAAAUAGAAGCGCUUGCCAAAGGGCUGCCAAUCCCAAAAAUUGUUCCUAUGAAUGGCUUAUUACAUAUCUGCUAUGUAAAGCAAAAUUAUUUAUGUCACUAACCAUCUGUACUAAACUAAUAAAGAGUGACUUAUGGGAAA
Micropterus salmoides (largemouth bass) is the source of this 2988-nucleotide messenger RNA. Its product is annotated as multiple inositol polyphosphate phosphatase 1-like. Lineage: Eukaryota; Metazoa; Chordata; Actinopteri; Centrarchiformes; Centrarchidae. The record is from RefSeq and is a predicted model, not a curated record. Gene Ontology annotation, molecular function: acid phosphatase activity; inositol phosphate phosphatase activity.